Molecule: messenger RNA, 417 nt
Organism: Macadamia integrifolia
Lineage: Eukaryota; Viridiplantae; Streptophyta; Magnoliopsida; Proteales; Proteaceae
Source: RefSeq, a predicted model, not a curated record
UAGUGUUUGUUUAGGAUUCCUGGGGGUUUGAAGAUUUUGGGGGUAAGGAAAUGCUGCUGCAGAUUUAGAAGAGAACGCAGCAGCUGCCCCCUGACUGAGCAGUCACCAAUCUCUAACGGAACUGAGAAGCAGCGAUAGAGAAUUAGAGAGAGGGAUUGGAGAUUAUGGCAUCGUUGUGUCUUUCGGUGCCUAUCGCUUCAAAUUCGAGAGCUGUUGCUUCAUCAGCAACUUCGAUGUCGUCGGUGAACUAUUGCGUCGCCUCGCCGAUGCUAGGACAGCUAGGUCGAUGCACUCUCGUUUCUAUGCCAUUGAUGAUAUCUCGAAGGAGAGUGAUGCGCUCUCGUAGGAAUCAGGUUGUUUGCAUGGCUCCUGAGGAAGAGAAGAUGACUCGCCGUUCUCCUCUCGAUUUCCCCAUCG